AGGCGAGCGAGGGAGCGAGCGCGGGGCUGGGACGGAGGAAGCGGGCUGCAAGGGGAGGUCAGCUUCUAGGUCCGGGCCGGCCGUGGAGAACCGAGCCUAGCCGAGCCACGGGCCUUGGAGAGCCGCAGCUGCACCCGCCCGCAUCCUGCGCGCACGCCCGGCUGGCUGGAGAGGCGGAGGCCGGGCGGGCGCUGCGCCUUCCUUUGUUCUUCUCCGGGGAACGAGGCCCUAACGCCGGAUCAGCCGCCCACCCACCCACCACGACUGCGCGGCUUGGGAAGGUUUUGCUUUCCGCCCUUCUGGAGCGCCUCCGCCGCUUCCACCGAAGGGGGCAGCCUGCAAGCUAAGGCGCCCCUCGCAGCCCCGCAGCCUUCCAGGCUUGGGGCAAGGAGGACCGAUUCCUGCUAUGGCGACCCAGCCCGUCCCAGUCUCAAAGCAAACUAGAGGAAUUGUGGGUGGUAUCCCAACGGAGGUGGUGUGCACCGCCUUUGGAGCCACGAUCCUGGUGGUGGUGACCCAGUAUGGAAAGAUGGGGACCCUGGUCUCAGUGGAGCCUGAGGCAGCACCUGACGGGAUCAGCAAACCUUUGUGGACCACCAAAGUUCUCCUCGGCAAAGAUGAGCCUCUCGUCCACAUCUCCGCCAAGCAUCUGGUCACCUCGGUGUCUCAGGAAGCUGGCAACAAGACCGUUCUACUGGCCAUGGCCCUGAAGGACAAAAGCAUUGAAGGUAUCCGGAUGUUGAAGGAACUCAUCCACCAAUGCCAAGUGUGGUAAUGAUGGCCCGGAAGAAUUCUACGAAUCCCAGAGACGUCUGGCUGAGGUUCAUGUUGGUUUGGAUGCAAACUUGAUUGUGUACAUUGGGGUCUCCAGCGUUGGUAACCUUAAGACUUGUGGACUUCAACUCCUGAAUUCCCCAGCCAGCUGUGCUGGCUGGGGGAUUCUGGGAGUUGAAGUCCACAGGUCUUAAAAUCAAGUCUUGAAGUCCACAGGUUGGACUUCCUUGGUGUACAUGUUCACUUUUUGAACCUUGAACGUUUGUAGGUAAGCUGACACAACCAGUGUCAAUUUGUGUUACACAGACAUUCACAAAUACCUGUUUCAAAACCUGCUGUAACCAUUAAAAAGCAUGAUGUUGCAUCUACCUAGAAAUUAGCCUCAACAAAUUUUACUUCAGGUUUUCCUAGUAGUUAAUUGGAUUUUUCUGCGGAAACCCAUGGAAGUUUCAAGAGGUGAACAGGAGGCAGGUUUUUCCCAGCUGCAGUGUAUAAUACACACACACACACACUUCAUUUUUUCCCUUACAUUUCAGUUUUAUAGCACAUCGGAAGUAGUUCAGAUCACAAAUAGUAUCUUCCUAUUGAGGGUUUCCUCUCCAUCCUUUCUCAUUCCGAAAACAAGACGAAUAAAUUCAGAAUAACUUUGCUGCCAUCUUCGGAAACUGCAGUUAUUUUUUGUUCUUUUGCUUGAGUAAAACAAUAAAGGAAUUGCAAUG
This is a messenger RNA of Ahaetulla prasina, 1493 nucleotides long. It is a transcript of the gene PSMG3, whose product is annotated as proteasome assembly chaperone 3. Bases 407 to 775 code for a protein of 122 amino acids. NCBI's taxonomy places the organism in Eukaryota, Metazoa, Chordata, Lepidosauria, Squamata, Colubridae. Gene Ontology annotation, biological process: proteasome assembly. The transcript has 3 exons. The record is from RefSeq and is a predicted model, not a curated record.